Molecule: messenger RNA, 944 nt
Organism: Rubroshorea leprosula
Lineage: Eukaryota; Viridiplantae; Streptophyta; Magnoliopsida; Malvales; Dipterocarpaceae
Source: the annotation of a GenBank genome assembly
UAUUUUCUUUUCUUCCCCUCCAUUCUCUCUCAAAAAUCUUCUCUUGCCUUGAACCCAACAAAAAUGUCUGCGGAUUCUGGGGAUAAGCGGUCGGUUCGAGCGCCGGGAGCCAUGAGUUCGCACCCACCGCCGAAGCUCAACGACCCACUUCCCUGUCCCAGGUGUGAGUCCACCACCACCAAGUUCUGCUACUACAACAACUACAACCUCUCUCAGCCUCGCUACUUCUGCAAGGCCUGCCGUCGCUACUGGACCCACGGCGGUACUCUCCGGAACGUCCCUGUCGGUGGAGGAACCCGCAAGACCUCCAAGCGUUCCCGUUCGUCCUCUGUUCCUUCCCCUGUUUCGACUUCAUCCUCCUCUGCUGUGACUCAGGAGGCUGAGUCUGUGCCCAUGUCGGCUCACCCUGUCUCGGUUGUUCCCGCAGCGGGAGUUAAGUCCGAAAUGAGUAUGUGUGAUGUGAAUCUGAACGAAACUGUAGGGGGAGAGCCAGGACCUGGAAGCUUCACUUCGUUCUUGACCGCUCCAGGACAAGGGUACUUGACUCUGGGAGGGUACGGGUUAGGAACCGGACCCGGAUUUGAUGGGGUUUGGGGAUAUCACGGAAAUGGUUAUAUGGGUAGUUUCGCUGCCGGUCCUUCCGUCGGGUGCAAUCCGUGGCAGAUGACAGCAGCCGGAGAUAUUGAAGGAGGUGGUGCGUUGGCUGAAGGUGAUUACUUUGGUUGGCCAGGACUGGCGAUUUCCGCGCAUGGGAAAGGCAUGAAAUGAAGCAGCUUUCACCAUUCCGAGGAAAGGGUUUGUCUUUAUCGUUUUUGGGUUUUGAGUAGUGUUUUGGAACAUCCUAGUUAGUUAGUAAUGUCGGUUUAUUGAGCUUGAAGUUGUCUUUUUCUUUGGGUUUAGUGUUUGGUGGGUAUAGUUACAUAGAAUGAAGAGUCUACUCUGAU